Molecule: messenger RNA, 6717 nt
Organism: Scatophagus argus
Lineage: Eukaryota; Metazoa; Chordata; Actinopteri; Scatophagidae
Gene: arhgap1
Product: Rho GTPase activating protein 1
Exons: 17
Coding region: 289-1581 (430 amino acids)
Biological process (GO): small GTPase-mediated signal transduction; negative regulation of endocytic recycling
Cellular component (GO): cytoplasm
Molecular function (GO): GTPase activator activity
Source: RefSeq, a predicted model, not a curated record
AACCGGAAGAGGUGUUGCUGUCAACAACACGGACCAAGUCUAUAGCGAUAACAGACGCCACAAAGCCCAUCGGGGUGAUUAGGGAUCAUCUAUACGUUUACGAGGGCUACAAACCAACCUGCCUGGGCUGACUUCUUCUGGCACUCUGCCUUCUCCCACCUAUGAGGACUCUGGCUGCUACUCUGUGGAAGUAGCAGCUUUGUGUGUGUGUGUGUGUGUGUGUGUGUGUAUCUGACACAUCACUGUGCAGUGUGUGUUUGAGCGUAGUGCCAUUCUGCAGUGUGAGUGAUGUCUUCAGAGUUGCUGGUAGAGCUGGGGGACGACCCUGCGACUGCACAGUUAGGACAGCUGAAGCUGGCCACUAUAGAGGACCAGCAGUGGCCUGCUGAUGAGUCAACUCUCAGUAAGUCAGAGACAGACAUCUCACAGCGCUUCGACGCUGGCUCCCCCCACCUGCCCUGGGACCAUCCUUUCUAUGACAUUGCAAGGCAUCAGAUCAUUGAAGUAGCAGGUGAUGAUAACUUUGGCAGGAAGGUGAUAGUGUUUAAUGCCUGCAGGAUGCCCCCACAGCACCAACUGGACCACCACAAGCUGCUGAUGUAUCUCAAAGGAACACUUGAUCAAUAUGUUGAAAGUGACUACACUCUGAUCUAUUUCCAUCAUGGACUUACCAGCGAAAACAAACCGUCUCUGAGCUGGCUGCGAGAUGCGUACAGGGAGUUUGACAGAAAGUAUAAGAAGAACAUCAAAGCUCUGUAUAUUGUCCAUCCCACCAUGUUCAUCAAGACUCUGCUGAUCCUCUUCAAACCAAUCAUCAGCUUUAAGUUUGGCAGGAAGAUCAACUAUGUGAGCUAUCUGAGUGAGCUGGAGGAUGUGGUGAAGUGUGAGCAGCUGCUCAUUCCUACCCGUGUUAAAGAGUAUGACAACAAGUUGAGAGCAUCUAUGAAACCGACCGCCCAGCCUCCCGUUUCUCCUCCUCGCAGCCCCCCCCUCCCCAACCAGGUGUUUGGGGUGCCACUUUCAUUGCUCAGACAGAGGAGUCCAGAUGAUGACUGUGUUCCUGUAGUGAUGAGAGACACCAUUAGCUUCCUUUCAGAGCAAGGUUUGGAGAUCGAGGGGAUCUUCAGACGGUCUGCCAAUGUGACUCUGGUGAAGGAGGUCCAGCUCAGAUACAACUCAGGUGCAACAGUGAAUUUCAGAGAGCUUGAAGACGUCCACUUGGCAGCUGUGAUUCUGAAAACAUUCCUGAGGGAGCUACCUGAGCCCCUCUUGACCUAUCAGCUCUACAACGACAUUGUCAACUUCACCUCUGUAUCCAGUGACAGCCAUGUGACCAUUAUGAAGGCACUGGUCGAGUCACUGCCAGAGGAAAACUACGCAUCACUGCGAUACCUCUUCACAUUCCUGGCACAGGUAUCGGCCAACAGUGAAGUGAAUAAGAUGACCAACAGUAACCUGGCUGUGGUUUUUGGUCCUAACUUGCUCUGGGGGCGGGACAACGCCAUGUCACUCAGUGCCAUUGGGCCAAUCAACAACUUCACCAGAACCCUACUGGACCAACAGCAUCUAGUCUUUACCUAAACCUUCAUCCUGCAGUCUCUCUUUUAGGCAGAAACGCCAAUCUUCCCCUACAGCAUUUAGCUCAACCCCUGCUCUUGACCAUUCAGGAGCUUCAACAGGGUACUUCCCUGCUAACACUUAGACAAGUCAGCUUCACCCGUUUCCGUUAAAACAACCUAAACUUUAAAAAGACUGUGUGGACCAAUGGCAUUUGAUUUUUGUCUCCCGCUAGUCUUAGCAUUCUGGCAUAUUAGCAAUGUCUUGUUGUUAUGUAAAGUGGUCUGGUCUACUUCUUAGCCUGCAUUUCCAUUUCCAUGCACAUUUCCAUGGAGAUGUUACAUAGUGCAGCCAAAUAACCUUCUAUAAACAACUUACAGCACAAAAUUCAAAAGCUAAUAAGUAGUUGACUUAACCAUCCAUUCACACCGGGGUCCCUUUGGUCUGACUGUGGAGUCCAGAUGCACCAAUUUCAUCCCUGUUGGAGACAAGUGUGCCAGCAAGUACAUGUUUUUUGCUGUUUUGGUGUUGCCUUUUGUGCUCUAUGAAGUGCUCUAACAUAAUCAUGAUUAUGACUGCAGGGAGUGUGUCUUUCAAGACAUAAAUGCACUUAAGCGAAAUAUUUAUUGAUUAUAUUGGUCCCAGUGUGAAUGCAUGGUUAGUAUCACGCAACCACUGGCUGCAGUACAGGCAAACUGUAGUACUUUUCUGACUCUUCUACCACCCCAUUAUCCCAAAAAAAACCCUUCAGAAAUUCCAGUCCUAACUCCAUAUGUUUAUACCUGUAUUUAAGUGUGUCUCAGGCCCGUACCUGAACACCAUCUGGUUAUCAUCUCUGAUCUCUACAGGGAGAUUAAUAGCAGACUUAGCCAUCCCCAGUCUUUCUCUGUGUACAUGUACUGUGCUUUUGUCAGCCGUGCCAAAAAAAAAAAAAUGGCCUCCAGUUUUCACAGAAAGAAACAGAAAGAGAUGGGUGACAGUAAUAAAUAUACAUAUGAUGAAGAAGUGCAGUUACUGAACGCCCCCUCUAGAAUUAUGAUCUAAAAUAGGAGAAAUUAAGAGAAUGGAGGUGUGAGUUUGCAUCUCCGUGAAAGUCUCAGGUUAAAUUACAGAUGGUAAACUUGGUACUAGAUGUUGACAAUCUAUGAAAUGCUGUAAUUAAUGUAAGCAGUAGAAUAGGAGCUUUGUGAUUCUACUUGCAGAUCAUUAAGUGUUAAAACCUAAACUCUCCCUAAGCUCCGCAUGUGGAUGAAGUGAGGGCUGCAGCUGGGUCUGGUUUAAGUUUUAGACCGAGGACUUGCGACUCUGUAAUAUACUGUGCUCAAUCGUUUCUGCAUGAUUUUUUUAAAUAUAUUUGAUUUAAAUAUUGUAAUAUCUUGACACUUUCAGAUGUUUUCCCCCACCACGACGUUCUAAUUAAUUUCUCAUUGUUGCUCAUCAGAGUAGCAGUUUUUUUUUUUUAUGGUACAAGAUAAACAGCAAGCAAACAGAAAUUGUUCAGCAUGUUAUUCCUGUCAGUUCUUAAAUAGUGCCCACGGCUCUUGUUUACCUCAGUGCCAGAGAGCACCAGUUCUUUAUUUUGUAUUGUAGUUUUUGUGUUGGGUACUUUUAAUUUGGCAUUCAUUGCAUGAAUCCAUGUGGCAUUAUCUCUGUUUGCAUUCUGGCUUCAUGUAGUUUGUGUCAUAGUGCCAACCUGUGCCCUCUAGGUUGCCUAGUGGCCAAACACAUUGAGUUUCUGCAGUUCUACUGGUAUUAUAGCUCUGUAGUUACUGUUGUGUAGGUAAUUUUGGGUAAUUUGAAUAUGAAAUUUAGCACUCAAUUCAUUUAACAAUGCAUUCAGUUUAAAUUCAUCUAUUGAUAUAUAUUCAACUUUAAUUAACCAGUGUUAAUUGUGUUUGUUGCAUGAACUCCCAUUAAUAUUAGUUGCUGGUCAUGUGUCCAAACUGCCAAACAAGCAAUGAGAGCAUCCAAUGGGUUUUAUAGUAGAGAAAACUGUGCUAUGUUGUGCGCAGUUGUUUUGAAGUACCCUAAAUAAACCUAUAUUGUUGAUAUUUUUUUUGUUAGGACAUUUAGAAUAAAGGUCAGAAAUUAAUUUUAUUGUUUUUGCAUAGAAAUGUUAUUAGUUAGUCUUAAUUAAUAAUGAGCUAAGUUUGAGUUAGAGGCUCCUUGAGGGAGUUCAUGGUUGUGGUUGGAAGUUGUUUCUGUUCUAGCUGUGAGCCAAACCUUUUUUUUUUCUUUUUUUCUUUUUUUUUUUGACUGAUGAAUUUGUUUAGCAGAAUUUUUUUUUUUCCCCUCCGUCACUGUCUUUCACCACUUGGCCAAUCCUUUUACAGAAAGCAACACGUCUGUUAUUUACAUAGAUUCCGUCCACAUAUUGCUCAGAAUAUCCCUUUAAACAAGUAUUGAUGCUGUUGUAGUGUGAGUAUUUCUGUCUUUAGUUGAUGUAUACCACUAAUGGAGUUUAUCCAAGUUACAUGUUGGUUUAUGGGGUCUGCCCUGUCUUUAUCAUACGGGAUCUGUUAGUGAAGCAUAAUCCACAACAAGCUGUGCAGUUAUUAAAAAGAUAGAGAAAAAUCAGUCUUUUAUUUUUAUUGACUGGCUUGGGGGAAAAAACAAAAUCAAAAGAAGACUUGCUGGUAGAUAAUGGUGGAAGAUAAGCCUUUUGUCUUGGAAUUGCUUAGUAUCCUCCCUAAACCCAAAGAUAAAACAUUCUGUUAUGAAAGUGUCAGCCGAUCAGCUGUCAGUUUAAAUCAAGACUUCAAAGCCAAGACUUAGUACUUGUGUGUCCUUGUCCCACCUCUGCUUGUUGAGUUUUUUACUGCGUGCUUGUGUUUAAAUGUCGCUUAAGGCAGUAGCUAAUAGCUUGAGGGUUGGGAUCCCACAAAGGCUCCCAAGAAAAAAAAAAAGAAGACAAAACAUUGCUUUUUUCUGUUUAUUUUUUUCUGGUUUAUCUUGAAUAUUUGAUAGCCCGCCUUUGUCAAGGGUUUGUCUGGUUGUUAAGGGUUACAGGCCAAAAUGUUUGGAACCAUUGAAAGGUACAGUUGUGAUAUGCAGGGCAGCUUUCUGGGCAGGAAGUAGUCCAGUACUGGUGGAAAGCCAUUGUUGUUUAAAGCUCCGUGUAGACCCAGUGUAGCUCCACUAUCUCUCCACACUAACGGCGUUGUGACCUAGAGUUUAAAUUUAGCAAAAAAAAAAUAGAAGAACUGUGUGAGCAGAGCAGUUUAUUUUUGAACAUGUGGGACUGUUAUUUUCAUUUAUCGUUAACUCAUUUCCCCUCAAGUAUUGAUCACAUGUAAUUCACAGGUCAAACAGUAUUUCUGUACUGCCUGUACCUCCCUUACUGUACUUGCCUUUUGUCUCCAAAUUCAGCUUAUCUAAAUAAUUAAAUUUGAAAUUGUGUGUGUGUGUGAGAGGUUUCACAACCAUUAUCUCCAAACCUCAUUAAAAAAAAAAAAGCCAAAAAUAAGACAAAUGAAUCCGAAGCAGUUUCUUUAACUUAUAUAAAAAAAAAUUAACAUCUUAGAGAUACAUGUUUUCAUUAGACAGCAGCAAUAUGUAUGUUUGUGUGUGCAUGUUCGUGCCUUAUUUGUUUUCCCCAAGUGAUCAUGUGAUUAGCCAUCAAAGUGCCAGUGUGCCCUUUGUGCCAUAGAUUAAAACAAUGCGAGCUGCGUUCAACAAGUUUGGCGUUGCAUGUUAGACAGUGUCCAAAACGCCAUGUGGGCAGGAAGGCAGGAAAUGCCAUAACAACACAAAAAAGGGGACAACGGAGCUCCUGCCCAUCUCGGCUUGAACACUGCUCAGCUGUAAUAGAUGAUCACAGACUUGAGAAAUGUAAUCUUAUAAAUAUGAAAUCCAGGUUUACUGCAAAGGAAAAUCUCAAAGAUUUCUACACUAUCCAGUCAACCAAAUAAUUUAUAAUUAACAAAAUAUAUUCAAAUUAUUACCAUGCUAGUACAACUAGGAUCAACUGUUUCAGAUGUAAAAAAAAAAAAAAUAUGUUGCACAAACAAAUUUUUACACUAAUUUUAACCAAGCACAAUGUACCAAGCACUAAUAUCUUUCAUUUACAUAAUCAUGCUGUUUCUCCUCAACUCUCCUGAUCAAUUACAGGCCUCUCAAAUCUAUGGAUCUUUGUACUGUAUCUGUUGUCAUGGUGACAGUGAACAGUAUUUCUCUGUGGGAGAAAUGAUUCAGUUUCCAUGCCGAUACAUUGAUAUUGAAUGAUCUUAUUUUCUUAACUCGUUUUUCCUCCUUUACUUUUGAUAUGUUGUGGUCUUAUAUGUAUGAUAUAAUUGUGACAUACUGUAAUAUCAAUGUGUGCAAAACAAUAAACAAGUGGUGAAAAAUGUAGGUUUUCCUGGAUUACAAAGAAGUCUGGACAAAGUUUGGGGAAGUUUUGUUUAGAUGAGAUUGCACAUAGACAAGAUGUUGCAACCUACUGAAGCUGUGGUAAAAAGGGGACUUCCGCUGUUUGUUCAAAAGCUGAACUGACCAGGGUAUAAACUGAUCUGCAAAAACACUUGCCACCCAUGGAGCUUCACAAACACAAGGAAAGGAAACACAAGCAGUUAACAGAUAAGAUCACAAUUGAAAAUGAGAGCUGCAGCGUGUGUCAUCCUUCUCUUGCUGGCUAUAUAUCAAGGUGAGGCACUGAAGUGUAAUUUUUGUAACUCAGUGGGGAGUACCUUGUGCACCCCUACCAGUGUCCAGAUCUGUUCAAGAUCAGCAAAUGCCUGCGGUGCCGUCAUAUUGACAGGACCAUUCAACCGUUCUUUCCGCCAGUGCAUGAACAUGGCAGUGUGUCAAGGCUUCAUCUCAACACCUGGGGCAUUUGCCACCUGCUGCAGCACUGACCUCUGCAACUGAGCCUCUUCGCUUCGGCUCAGGACCGUCUGAUCUCGGAUCACAGAUUUCUACCGUACAAGCUGUUGGUUUCAUGUUACUGCAAACCAAAGUCUGCCUGAUUUCUUUAAAUGGAUGAAAAUGAUGGAUGCUAUUUGUACACAGUUAUAAUCACACUGAACCAUUUGCAUGAGAACAAAUUUAAACCGAGCAGGAUCAGUACUGCAUGGUGACACUAGACAGCAGUAGAGCACUGUGCAGAACAAUGUUUUUAAAGAGCCUUAUUGAAAUACAAAUAAAGAAACUGUGACAAUUUGA